CACAAGCAGCCUGUAUGGAUGCACAACAUGUAACUCCUAUGGAAUAUCUCAUGAAAAUAUGCAAUUAAAUAUCUGAUUCCUCUUAAGGCUGAGGAGAAAAGUAAGCUGUGACACAUUGAGUUUGUGAGGAGUGUCACUGGUGCAUGAUGACGGUCACUUACACCGCCAGAGUGGCCAAUGCACGCUUCUGCGGUUUCUCCAAACUUCUGCUGGCCUGGAAAGGAAGCAUAUAUAAAGUUCUGUACAAAGAGUUUCUGGCUUUCUUCGCCAUGUACACAGCAAUCAGCAUCACAUACAGAUUCUUCCUUCUGGACAAUCAGAAGAGAUACUUUGAAAAGCUUUCCAUAUACUGCAACCAAUAUGCCAGUCUUAUCCCAAUGUCUUUCGUAUUAGGGUUUUACGUGACAUUAAUAGUGAACCGCUGGUGGAAUCAGUACACGUCCAUCCCGCUGCCGGAUCGUAUCAUGUGCACGCUCUCCGGGGGCCUGCAGGGCGGGGAUGAGCGCGGCAGGUUGCUGCGACGAACGCUGAUGCGCUACACGAGUCUGUCCGCGAUCCUGAUCCUGCGCUCCGUCAGCACAGCCGUGUUCAAGAGAUUCCCGACUAUGGAUCACGUUGUUGAAGCAGGUUUUAUGGCAAGAGAAGAGCGUAAGAAGUUUGAGAGUUUGCACUCACCCUAUAAUAAGUAUUGGAUCCCGUGUGUGUGGUUCACUAACCUGGUGGCAGUCGCCCGCUGUGAGGGCAGAAUUAAAGAUGACAAUACUUAUAAACUCCUACUGGAGGAGCUGAACAAUUUCAGAGGGCAAUGUAGCAUGCUUUUCCACUAUGACAUGAUCAGUGUGCCACUGGUCUAUACACAGGUGGUGACUCUGGCAGUGUACAGUUUCUUCUUGGUGUGUUUAAUUGGUCGUCAGUUUCUGGACCCUAGUCAGGGUUAUCCGGGUCAUGACCUUGACCUUUAUGUCCCCAUCUUUACCCUUCUGCAGUUCUUUUUCUAUGCUGGCUGGUUGAAGGUCGCAGAGCAGCUCAUAAAUCCUUUUGGAGAGGAUGACGAUGACUUUGAGACCAACUGGCUGAUAGAUAGAAACUUCCAGGUUUCUAUGAUGGCAGUGGAUGAGAUGUAUGGAGAUUUGCCCAUGAUGGAGAGGGAUCGUUACUGGAAUGACUCGAAUCCUCGUCCGCCAUACACAGCCGCUACGCUUUUUGUGCUGCGCAAACCCUCUUUCCAGGGCUCCACCUUCGAUAUGGCAAUUCCUAAAGAGGAGAUGCAUUUCCAGCCUCUGGAGGAGAUUGCAGAGAACCUGGAAGAAUCCGGGACACGGAAUCACAACCUCGCUCUCUUCAACCGGCUCCUCAGCUCCGCCCCUUCUCCCACAGCCUUCAUGGGCGGAGCCUUGCGCCGCUCCUCCACCCAGCUACAGCAGUUGACAUGUUCCAUCAGUCCUGACCCCUUCUUGUCAGACGUAGAGGGAGAGGGCAGCAUGGGGAGGAGCGUAGGAACGGCUGGUUCGAUGCCAUCUGGACUCGGGCUGGACACCACCCAGAGCACCAUCUGCAGCUGUGGAGGACUCAUCAGCACCUGCCCUCCGCUGCCGGCCUUGGAGCUCAACAAGCAAGGAGAGAGGGAUGGAAGAGGGGAAGAGGAAAGAGGGCAGAAUGGUUUCAGGAAUAUUGAGAAAGAGAACAAAGACGAGAAGAAGGUGGAGAAUGAGUCACAUGUGCCAAAGAUACCACCACCCUCAUCGCAGGCACCCAAUGCAGCCCGCCAAAGUCCUUUUGCUCUGGGACAUUUGAAGUCUCAUCUCUCUGUUUCAAGUGUCACCAACCGCUCUGUACCGGACUUAUUCUCUUUUCAGCCAAUUAAUGACCAGGCAAAGGUCAUGACCCCAAAACUGGCCAAAAGCAAAGCAGAACGUGGUGUGUCUUUACUGACUGUCCCAUCUCUUGAGGUCUCAGCAUUCCCAGAUAAUACCGAAAGAGAUCGGAUGUUGGCAGAUUCAAAAUGUCUGUCAUCCAAUGAUCAAACUCAAUGUCAGUGUGAAAGCAUGGGAACUGAGGUCACAGGGUCAGGUAGCAAGGUUGACUAGAUCAAACUCCACCUUGACAUUUGAUAGAGCAAAAUAUUUGAGCAACAUGAUCAUUGUCAUAUAUUGCUGAAAUAUUUUAUAAAGAUAUAAUAUUGACAAUAUCUUGUUGCAAUACAAAACUUGCCAGAUCAUUUGGAGUUUUUCAAUGAUACUUUUUAGAUACAGUAUAUAAUCUUAUGCAAAUGUAUGCCAGGAGACUAUUUAGCAGAGAUGGGUCACUUCUAUUAUAAUAAAUGGGAGAAAUUGGAAUGCCCAACAUCAGCAGAUAUAGAACGGAAGUCCCGCCUUACAGGCAAAAGAGACAAUCACCUGUUAGAUACAGACAUCGCCUGUCAAUCAUCUUGAGAACGCACAUGCAUAUUAGCUAUACAAGCCGGGAAUUAUUUUUUUUUCUUUCCAAUUUGGAAUGCCCAAUUCCCAAUGCACUCUAAGUCCUCGUGGUGGCGUAGUGAUUCGCCUCAAUCCAGGUGGCGGAGGAUGAAUCUCAGUUGCAUCCGCGUCUGAGACCGUCAAUCCUCUCAUUUUAUCACGUGGCUUGUUAAGCGCGUUACCGCGGAGACAUAGCACGUGUGGAGGCUUCACGCUAUUCUCUGCGGCAUCCACGCACAACUCACCACGUGCCCCACUGAGAGUGGACCACAUAAUAGCGACCACGAGGUGGUUACCCCAUGUGACUCUACCCUCCCUAGCAACCGGGCCAAUUUGGUUGCUUAGGAGACCUGGCUGGAGUCACUCAGCACACCCUGGGAUUCGAACUCGCAAGUUCCAGGGGUGGUAGUCAGCGUCUUUACUCGCUGAGCUACCCAGGCCCCCUACAAGCCGGGAAAAUUUCAUUUUUUAGCGUAAUCUGAGGAAAAGAAGCACAAUUUAUAAUUCUAGUUUUGAUUUUAUUGCUGUUUUGAAAUAUGUUCUGUGAUCAUAAUCUUGACCAACCUUUUUGGAGAUUUCGGUCUUUUUCCAUUCAAGUAGAUAGGAGCUGCACUGUCAUGACAGGAAAUAACCUCCCAAGAGUGUCCCAAAGAUGGCCGACAGUGGACUGAUUGCUAGAAAGACUUUGAUGUAUACAAAAUAAUCAUUGUGACGAAAACAUGUUAAUCAGCACUGACACUGAUCUCUAGAGAUUUAGAAACAAGAAAAUGCAUGUAUAGAUAAACACAGAUGUAACUGAUAGUUUUCAUUCAUUUGAAUACAUGAAAUAGAUUAAAAUCAUUUGAAAGAAGAGAA
Messenger RNA from Myxocyprinus asiaticus (Chinese sucker), 3311 nucleotides. RefSeq names its product bestrophin-2-like. NCBI's taxonomy places the organism in Eukaryota, Metazoa, Chordata, Actinopteri, Cypriniformes, Catostomidae. Gene Ontology annotation, molecular function: chloride channel activity. The coding region runs from base 144 to 2087 and encodes 647 amino acids. The record is from RefSeq and is a predicted model, not a curated record. The transcript has 10 exons.